GCGCUGUCCGAAUGCAACGACUUCUUCAAUUCGAGCUCGUCCAUUUCUGGGGCUACUCUCACGAUGUCAGAGCAGCAUGCUCAUGAAAGUUAUCCGCUCCUGCCACGGCAAGGGAGCCUAGCGUCGGUUCCCCUUUUUCAAGAACGACCCGUACCCGACGCUCAGCCUGAUGCCGCAAUCCCUUUGAACGAACGUCAUUCUGUUCUAGAAGUCAUUGCCGAAAAUGUGGAAGGCUUUGUAGAGGGAGCUCACGAUGCUGCAGUGGAUAUCCUUGAAUCAGCUCAGGAAUACGCUGGAGACAUCAAAGAUGCUUUUGUAGAGGCUGCUGUCGACACCAAAGAAACUCUGGUUAGUAUAGUAGAAGAUGCGAGCGAGGCCGUUGCGGAGGAGUUCCAAGAAGUUGCUGACGCUUUCAUUGAAGAGCUCGAGGACGCCGACGAAGAGAUGGACAAAACUUUCUUGCUUGAAAUGACUCUGACCAGAAAUCUUUCCAUUCUACCGGCUGACAUGGUAGAUUCAGCCGCUAUGGUUCCCUCAAUGAUUCCGUUUCCAAAUCCGGACUGUCAGGCUGAGGACGAGGAAACGGGGGAGGGAGACGAAGAAACUUUAAAAGACGAAGACAAUGAAAUCGAAAAGGCUCCAAUGAGUGCAUAUUUUCUGUUGGCGUCGGCCGUAAUAUCACUGUCAUCGAUCGGCCCCUUACUGGACCUACAAAAUGAUGUUAGCGGAACGAUGAAGAUUUACUGGCGAACAACGGCAACAGCAUUGCUUCUUCUACCGUUCGCCGUGAGUUCCAUUUGUCGCGAAGGCUUCCCGCGACUGAGUUGGCCACAAUGGGUUGUGUUGUUGAUGACUUCCGGAAGCUACGCCGCUAUGUGUGUCUUCUUUGUUUGGGCAUUAGAUUAUACUGCCGUAGGAAAUGCGGUGAUUUUCAGCAAUUCCCAGGCUCUAAUCUUACUGGUUGGGAAGGCAUUUAUUGGAGAAGCCGUUUCGUUGCUUGAAGGCUCAGGAGCCCUAGUUGCCUUUUCGGGAGCAAUAAUGUGCUCUAAGGAUUCCUCCGACACAACUCCCGAAGACCCGGGAGGUUUUACGACAGUGCUAGGCGAUUGUUUCGCCAUUUCGUCGGCAUUCUCCGGUGUAGUAUACCUCGUCCUUGCCAAAACCGUUAGGACAAGCAUGGAUCUUUACGUUUUCAUGUUUUUCAUUAUGUUUAUCGGGUCGCUACAGACUUUACUGUUCCUUUUCAUCGCUCGAGAGCCGUAUAGCAUUGAUCGCGACCCAAAUACCGGAGUCUUUGGUUGGACAGCGUUCGAACAAGACCGCCUUCCUCUGGAAUUGUUCAUGGUGGUAAUUUGCAAUCUGUUCGGAGCGAUGGGAUACGUCCGUGCUAUGCACUAUUUCGACAACCUUGUGAUAUCGGUCGCCGCUCUGAUGGAGCCCGUCGUUGCAGAGUUCCUGGCUUUUACGUUUGGAGGUGGUUAG
This is a messenger RNA of Phaeodactylum tricornutum CCAP 1055/1, 1482 nucleotides long. RefSeq lists its product with no specific name. Lineage: Eukaryota; Bacillariophyta; Bacillariophyceae; Surirellales; Neidiaceae. The transcript has 2 exons. The record is from RefSeq and is a predicted model, not a curated record. Gene Ontology annotation, cellular component: membrane. The coding region runs from base 64 to 1482 and encodes 472 amino acids.